This is a messenger RNA of Lycium barbarum (goji berry), 2838 nucleotides long. RefSeq lists its product as uncharacterized. NCBI's taxonomy places the organism in Eukaryota, Viridiplantae, Streptophyta, Magnoliopsida, Solanales, Solanaceae. The record is from RefSeq and is a predicted model, not a curated record. The coding region runs from base 1 to 2838 and encodes 945 amino acids. Gene Ontology annotation, biological process: proteolysis. Gene Ontology annotation, molecular function: cysteine-type peptidase activity. The transcript has 13 exons.
AUGGAGAUGCAAGUUGACACCGAGGUGCAGGGUCAGUUAUUUAGGUGUUUUAUGGUUAGGGAGUUGAAGCGUAGUAAUAGCGAUGCGUUUGUUAUCGAUAUUAACGGGGCGGAAUUGACAUUCGGACUUUUUGAAUUUGCUUUAAUUACUGGUUUGAAGUGUUACGGGGAUGAAGUUGUUUUUGACGAGGGUUCUAACAGAUUGUUGGAUCAAUAUUUCGGUGGUUCUGAUAAUAGUGUUUUAAAGAUGACUUUAAAUAAGUGCUUUGAAGACAAGGAUUGGGGUGUUGGUCAUAACGCAGAUGAAGAUGCUGUAAAGAUUGCUAUCCUGUAUUUCAUUCAUAAUUACAUACUUUCAAGUGAAAAGAGGAACAUCAUAGUCCCAAGACAUCAUGUUGACUUGGUGGAGAGUGAACAGUACAAUGACCAUACUUGGGGUAAGGAAGCAUUUGAUGAUUUGAUUAAGAGUAUUCACCACAAGAUGGACAAGCCGAAGCAGUUUUAUUGUCUACGGGGUUUCCCUUUUGCUAUGCAAGUGUGGAUAUAUGAGUGUUGCUCUAAUGUUGACCCUAAUUUAAUGGUUAAAACCGGAAGCCGAAUCCCAAGAAUGUUUAAUUGGAGAACAGUGAACCCAAAGCCAUCUGUUAACUACUUGAUGUUGGGCAUGUUUAAGGACGGUGAGGCAUGUGUGAACCCAAAGCCAUCUGUUAACUACUUGAUGUUGGGCAUGUUUAAGGACGGUGAGGAUAUUAGUUGUAAAUUCAACAACAUUGUUCCGACCAUAUCAGAGGUUGAGAAGCUUGGUCUGCGUGCAUAUCUGGUCAACAGACGUGCACCACCACCCCAAACUCACCAAGAGGAGGAAAAUGAAUAUGCUGAUUUUACCACAACACCUCCCCAUGUUGCAACUGCCAAGAAAACUCAAAAGAAUGAUGCUUCAAAAUCUCCACCGCACAAGAAGCCCAGGAAGAUGUCGACGGCAACAUUGCUUGUUCAGAAGUCACCAGCCACUAUCCCAAAAAAACCUACAGUUGGACAAUCAUAUAAAAAAUCAGCUUCGGUGGAUCUUCGCAAAACUGUUGAUAAAAAUUUCAAAAAGGUUUUGAAACAUGUCAAAGGGAAACAAAACUCAGAAAAGGAUGAUGACAGUGAAACACAUGUUCCUUUACAUGAUGGCAACAUACAUCAACAAGCUGAUGAUUACAUGGACCAUGAUGACGAUAUUCACAUGGAGACUGAUAAGGGUGAUGUGCAUCCAACAAAGGAGAAGGGUCUUGCACCGGAUAUUCAAGUCGGUAUUGGCAAUGAUAGCGGCGAUACGCUGAAAGCUUCAACCGAAGAGAUUGCGGAAGGAGGUGAUCAUUCAGGAGAACCGAAGACUUCGGUUGAACGUCCGGUGGAUCCAACAGAGGGUAUUGCACCGGAUAUUCAAGUUGAUAUUGGCAAUGAGAGCGGCGAUACGAUGGAAGCUUCAACCGAAGAGAUUGCAGAAGGAGGUGAUCUUUCAGGAGAACCGAAGACUUCGGUUGAACGGUCGGGGAAACAAACUAUGGAAGAGAAAAAAUGUUCUGAUGAUUCAAAUAAUUCUGAGAUGAUCGCACAGGUCCUAGAAAAUAUAGCAGAAUCAGAAAUGACUAACGAACAAGUUCACGCAGAAAAAACCGAGGAAAACACCAGCUCAACUGUCUUAGAGGAACCCCAGGCAGCAGUUUGUAACGCUCAGCCGUUGUCUCAGUGGUUGUUGCCUGAUGAGUAUUUACCAAGCCAAACCCCAGGGAAAGAAAUCAUGUUACAUCCAUCAGUCACACGAACUACACGCCCCAGUAGUAGUUCGGGCAAGAAUCAUGUACAUGGGUUUGAUAAAAAGUAUCCAUUCCAGAUAGAUCCCAUUACUGGUCCACUUGAUGUACAGAUGGUGGAUGAAUACCGUACUUGGCUCCGAAACGAAAGAACAACGAAGACCGUUACAAAAAAAAAAAAAACAGUUUUUGACAAUGGAGUCAAAUACAAUUUUGGCAUCACAACUGUCAAUGAUAAGAACUGGUUUUACCUGUUAUCGAUGGAUGGUCAGCUUUGGAAUGACGAGCACAUUGACGUCAUUUUCUAUUACUUUCGGAAGAAAGGAAAGUACGAUAAAAGGAACAAUUUCAGCUUCACCACUGUUGACUGCCUAUUCAAGCAGAGAAUUGAUGUGGUCCACCACACACAUCGCAAUGUUGAAACACAGACAAAUGUGGCAAAUGAAGAGCAAGUAUUGAUUGAGUAUGUUAAGGGACACAAGCUUAUUGCCAAUGUCCCGUGGCAUACUGUUGACAACGUGCUAAUACCGGUGAAUAUACAAGAAGAAAAUCAUUGGUUAUUGGUACUCCUUUCAUUCAAGGACAUGCGUCUGUAUGUUUACAACUCGUAUCAAUCAGCCGGGCACAACGCAGUUGUUAGGAAUGAAAUAAAAAAUCUUGCUACACUGUUGCCACAUUUCCUACAUCUGGCUGGAUUCUAUGUAAAUAAAAAAAGCAUAGAUUUGGUGAAAGACCCAGCAUAUGCGGAUAAGGGGCAGAUCGAUAUCUUUGAAGUUGUCUAUGUUGAUAAUCUUCCGCAUCAAACUGCUGGUAGCACGGACUGUGGUAUUUUUGUGGCAGCGUAUGCUGAGUAUUUGACAUCGGGUGAAAGGAUCCCAAAUGUCAUUGAUGCACACAUGCAGCGUAUGAGAUACGGUGCACUCUUAUGGGACUACGCUGAAGGCAAGGUUGCUGAUAAUGCAGAGAGUGAUAAUGAAGUUCCACCAAGACCGAUUAGGCCAGCAAUCGAUUAUGACAUUGUAGAUUCAAUUGAUGUUUGA